GCGUCCCGUACCCUUCCAUGUUCUCAUCCCUCAACUAUAGAUAGCUUACAAUUCUAAACCUCAAAAAAUACAAAUCCUAGCGCCAACAAUUUUCCUAAAGAUUCAGUUUUCUAUGCAACGGAUUGUCAAUUGAUCUCCGAGGAUUUGGAUAUGAGCCGUAGCUGGGGAAAGCUUCCUCGUUGCACUAUAGGCAGCAUAUCGCGCCAGCAAUCUUUCAUCACUCCUGCGUUCUCAACUUCAUCCGGCGACGGCGGCGGAUGGGGCCGGGGAGGCGGUGGGUUUGGCCCCGGCAGCUCUUCCGUUUUUGGAUUUACGCCAAACCAAAAUGAGUCCGGUGAUGCGAAGGACGACGAGUCAGCCUCCGCAGGGAAGCAUUGUGGAAUUGGGCACGGCCGUGGAAGCAGUAAGCCCUUAUUUUCAUUUGUGCAUGAUAGCAGUGGCCCUGCUGGACGCGGCCGAGGCAUCCCAGGCCCCACUUCUGCUCCACAACCACAAUCUCAGCAGCAGAUGCCGACUCAACUGCCACAUUCCAACAGGCCUUUGUUCUUUGUAAAAGAAGAAGACUGUCCCGAUUUCCGAGCCAGAACGUCUGUUGAGUCCAGUGAUGUAGCCAGUCUCCUUCCUUCAAAUAUCAUCUCUGUUUUAUCUGGUGCGGGCCGUGGAAAGACCACUCAAACUUCUCGUGUUCCUGAAAAACCCAAGGAAGAAAACAGGCAUCUAAGGGAGAGGCAAAAUCCUCAAACUGGUUGGCAGAGACCAGCUUCCAGUGGCCCUCAAAACAGCAGACCUCCUGGCCAAAGAUUCAACAGGGAUGACACGAGUAAUGGGACUGAUCAUGGUGGACAAGCAAGAAGUGGCAAUGGUGAAUGGAGGGGAAGAGGAGGAACCCUUCAAUGGAAGGGACGUAGCGGGUUUAGUGAACGGGGGAGAGGGGGAAGAGGAGGGAGAGGAGGAAGAGGAAGAGGAGGGAGAGGAAGGGGAGAUGGUAAAGUACAAGAAGAUGUUGGUGAGAAAUAUGGUGAUAUAUUCAACAUUGGUGAUGCUGCUGCUGCUGAAAAGCUGGCUCAAGAGGUUGGUCCUGAUAUUAUGAGUCAAUUAGCUGAAGGUAUUGAAGAAAUUGCUCCCAGAAUUUUUCCAUCUCGUAUCGAGGAUGCUUAUCUGGAUGCUCUUGAUACCAAUCUAAAGAUUGAAUGUGAAGAAGAGUACAUGAUGGGAAAUUUUGAAAGGAAUCCCGAUAUUGACGAGAAACCUCCUAUUCCAUUGCGAGAUGCCCUUGAGAAGAUAAAGCCAUUCCUUAUGGUGUACGAAGGAAUUGAAAGCCAAGAAAAGUGGGAGGAAGCCAUGAAAGAAACGAUGGAGGUUAGGCUCCCACUUAUAAAAGAGAUAGUUGACCACUACAGUGGCCCUGACAGAGUAACAGCAAAGCAGCAGCACGAGGAACUGAAAAGAGUUGCAUCUACUCUUCCACAAUGCGCACCCAAUUCAGUGAAGAUGUUCACAGACCGUGCUGUUCAGUCACUUCAGAGCAAUCCGGGUUGGGGAUUCCACAAAAAAUGCCAGCUCAUGGAUAAGCUGGUGUACCGGGUCUCUCAGCAAUAUAAGUGAGAACCAUACUGCAUGUUCACUCAGCAAUAAUAUUUCGCUUUUAAAAAGAUGAGAAGGCGAACAUCUGUUUGGUCGAAAUCCAAAAUGUUUGAUAACAAGCCACCGCUGCUUUCUUGUUUGGUAUUUUUUUCUAUCCGUUGUACACAGAUGGAUGAUGAUGCCAUUGAUGUGGCAUACACAGAUGGAAGGGAUAACAUUAAACGAUGCUCACAGAAUUUAAACAUGUUUUGCUCAUUUGUGCUCCCACAUUUUAGCAAGUUUAUAAGCAGACGCUUUUUUAUUAAUAUCAAAUGAUUGUAUAUAGAAAUAAGUACAUAUUUACUAAAGUAAUUCUUGCUUUAAAAAAUGUAAUCUCUUAAGUGGAGUGAUUAUUGGAAUAACUUUAGUCAUAGUACUUGUAUCGAAUUUUUAUACUUAAAAAUGA
This is a messenger RNA of Cuscuta europaea, 2029 nucleotides long. The record is from the annotation of a GenBank genome assembly. NCBI's taxonomy places the organism in Eukaryota, Viridiplantae, Streptophyta, Magnoliopsida, Solanales, Convolvulaceae.